CUUGGCAGAGAGGUUGGGUUAGGGCGCGGUGGUCCCCAGUCACCAAGCGCAUGCGGAGAGAGAAUGGCAGGCGGGGCUGGGCCCGUGUCCCGGCCUCCCUGCGUGACUACCGGCCUAGGUCGUCCCGGGGGAUGAGCGCGCCAGCCCGCGUCCCUGACCAAGCGGCCCGCAACACGCCUGCGGCGGUCUAGUCUGUGAAUCCUGACCAAGGAAGCCGCCACUCCAUCCGCCACCGCGGCGUCGCCAGCAGUCCUGAGAAUGCGUGCGGGCGCGGCCAGACGGGGACCGAAGGCAGCCGGGGCCCCCGCGCGCCGCGCCGCGCCCGCCGCCAGCGCCCCGGGUCUGCGUGCGCGCGUGCGUGAGCGCGAGCCGCCCGGGCCUGCGACCCGCACCGGGGUCGCGGCGGCGGCUCAGCACACCGGGCACCGGCCGGGAGGGAGCGACUGGCGAACGGAUGCGCCGCUCCCCGCCGGGUGGGCGCCGACCACUCCCCGAGCCGCGAGCGCCCGGUGGCCGCAGAGGGUGCCCGGCGCCGCGGCCACAGAGCCAGAGCGGGCGGCGACCAGCCGGGAGCCUCUUUGCGGAGCCCCAUGAUGUCAGCCGGCCCGGACCAGCGACCCAGCGGCGGCAGGGAUGGGGUUGAAGACACCGCGGGAUCACCCGCCGACGGCGGCGACCACCCCUGCCCCGGCUCCCGCGCCCCUUCUCCCGGCAGCCCGGCCGCGGCGCCUCCGCCCCUGACCCAGCCUUCCACAAGCCUGUGGCUGGAGCUCGGGCCCGCCUGCACUCGGGCUCAGCAGUGCCCCAGCGAGUCGAGUGGGCAGACGAGCUGCGACCUGGGCACUAGCAGCAGCAGCAACAGCACAGAGCUGUCGCCGAGCUCGGACUCCGACAGCAGCGGCGUGGUGUGCGGCGGCCGCUGCGGCGGCGGGGGCAUGCGCGGCGCGCUGUCCCGCUCCUGGAGCCUGGAGAGCCUGCGCUCGGCCUCCGCUGUGAUGCCUGAUGGAGCCCUGGACACAGCCACGAGAACUGAGGAGGUGGGCAGCGAGGAAGACCUGUAUGAAGAACUGCGUGGUUCUGGACACCACUACAGCCACCCUGGUGGGGGUGGGGAGCAGCUGGCCAUCAACGAGCUCAUCAGUGAUGGCAGUGCCGUCUGCGCCGAAGCACUCUGGGACCAUGUCACCAUGGAUGACCAGGAACUGGGCUUCAAAGCUGGCGAUGUCAUCGAAGUGAUGGAUGCCACCAACAGAGAGUGGUGGUGGGGCCGUGUGGCAGAAGGCGAGGGCUGGUUUCCAGCCAGCUUUGUGCGGCUGCGAGUUAACCAGGAUGAGCCUGGGGAUGAUGAGGCCCCGCGGGCUGGGAAUGGCAAGAUGGAGGACGGUGGGGCAGAAGCUCAGAGCAGCAAGGACCAGAUGCGGACCAAUGUCAUCAAGGAGAUCCUCAGCACUGAGCGAGACUACAUCAAACACCUGCGGGACAUCUGUGAGGGCUACAUCCGGCAGUGCCGCAGGCGCGCGGACAUGUUCAGCGAGGAGCAGCUGCGCACCAUCUUUGGGAACAUUGAGGAGAUCUACCGCUGCCAGAAGGCGUUUGUGAAGGCUCUGGAGCAGAAGUUCAACAGGGAGCGCCCCCACCUCAGCGAGCUGGGCGCCUGCUUCCUGGAGCACCAAGCAGACUUCCAGAUCUACUCUGAGUACUGCAACAACCACCCAAAUGCCUGUGUGGAGCUUUCCCGACUCACCAAGCUCAGCAAGUAUGUAUACUUCUUCGAGGCCUGCCGACUGCUGCAAAAGAUGAUUGACAUCUCCCUGGAUGGCUUCUUGCUGACCCCAGUGCAGAAGAUCUGCAAGUACCCCCUGCAGCUGGCUGAGCUGCUCAAGUACACACAUCCCCAGCACAGGGAUUUCAAGGAUGUCGAAGCUGCUUUGCAUGCCAUGAAGAACGUGGCCCAACUCAUCAAUGAACGGAAACGGAGACUUGAAAACAUUGACAAGAUUGCUCAGUGGCAGAGCUCCAUAGAAGACUGGGAGGGGGAAGAUCUCUUGGUCAGGAGCUCAGAACUCAUCUACUCGGGGGAGCUAACUCGUGUUACACAGCCUCAAGCUAAAAACCAGCAGAGAAUGUUCUUUCUCUUUGACCACCAGCUCAUCUACUGUAAAAAGGACCUGCUUCGUCGGGAUGUGCUGUAUUACAAGGGCCGGCUGGACAUGGACAGCCUAGACGUGGUGGACGUGGAGGAUGGGAAAGAUCGAGAACUCCAUGUGUCUGUCAAGAACGCUUUCCGGCUGUGCUGCAGCACCUCAGGGGACAGCCAUCUCUUGUGUGCCAAGAAGCCUGAGCAGAAGCAGCACUGGCUUAAAGCCUUUGCCAGGGAGAGGGAACAGGUGCAACUCGACCAGGAGACAGGCUUCUCCAUCACAGAAGUGCAAAGGAAGCAAGCCAUGCUGAACGCCAACAAGCAGCAGACCCCAGGGAAGCCCAAAGCUGUUGGUAGGCCCUGCUACCUGACCCGCCAGAAGCACCCCACACUACCCACCAGGUGGCCCCAGCAGCAGGCCUUGGUGCUGGCAGAGCCCAGGAGGAAGCCAUCUACCUUCUGGCACACCAUCAGCCGGCUGGCACCCUUCCGAAAGUGAACCAACAGUCACUUGACAGCAGCUCUUUGUGGACCUGCCAGCCCACAGCCCUCAGCUUUCCUCCCCAGGCGCACUCCAACUGACCUUCCUCUGCCUGUUUGCAAGGUACAAGUACACAGGGCUGUAACUGGGAGUUAGACAAUGCUACCAGGCACAAUGGUCUUUUGCAUGGCUAGUGCAGUGAGACCAGCUAAAGGAACAAAGCCCUGCACACGCAUGUGCACCUCUCCUGCAGCCUGCACCUGCUCCUCCUCCUGUACGCCUGACCGGACCAUUGUGGGGCCUCUGCUAAUCCUGAGACUGGGAGCCACAGCACAGAACCACCAGCCAGGGCCAAUCCACAGAAAGCUCUGGCUGCCCUGGGAUGCUAUGGAAAUCAAAUCAUCCCCACUCGCAUUUCCUUUGGGCAGACCACCUACUCUAUGGCCAUCAGGCUACCUGCAAAAGCCAGGCUGUGUGUCCUCUGCUGUCUAUUCAGGCCACUGGCCCUGGUGGUGGUGCAAGGCCACUAAACCUCAGAAGACAGGAACCAAGAUUCUGUGCCCAAACAUCUAGCUCAGAGCUGAUCUUUUGCCUCCCAGCCCACCCCUUUAGACACUGCUGGCUGCUGGACAUCCUUUCACUUGUGAUGUGUGUGUAGCAGGAAAUACAAAACUAUUUAGUCAGCCACAUACUCUGGUCCAGGUUUUGUGACUAGUCCACCCAUAGCUGGGGAUUGGCUGCAGAACCACCUGGUUCCUUGUUGUUUGGAUUUUGUCAUCUUUUUUCCUAACAAAGGAGAAAAAUAAUUGUUAGUGACACAGAAAGAUUGCCUUACCCUACGGAGCGUGAGAAGCCAUAAGGACUGAAUCCUGUGGCCCAGCAUCAGGACUGACAUACCUACUCCAGGAAUGGGCUGAAACCUGCAUUCCCCUCAGGGUGCUGGCAGCAUAGCCCAGGCCCGUGUGUCAUUACAGAGCCCAUGGGAUUCAGCAGCGUGGACAGUCACUCUUGCACUCUACCUUCUCCAAGCCAGAAACCACAUUUAAUUUCAUAAAGAAACCUGCAAAAGCCUCGCAGCCAUUGUUUUCUGUUAUCUGUGUGCAAUUUCUCUUCAGUGUAUCCCCCCGUCCUUCCUUUGCCUGUAAGAAUACACCCAGAGGCUCCAGAAGCAAGCUGCUGUCCUUGUGA
Messenger RNA from Perognathus longimembris pacificus (Pacific pocket mouse), 3809 nucleotides. RefSeq names its product Rho guanine nucleotide exchange factor 4 (gene Arhgef4). Gene Ontology annotation, molecular function: guanyl-nucleotide exchange factor activity; protein binding. NCBI's taxonomy places the organism in Eukaryota, Metazoa, Chordata, Mammalia, Rodentia, Heteromyidae. Gene Ontology annotation, biological process: intracellular signal transduction. The record is from RefSeq and is a predicted model, not a curated record. The transcript has 11 exons. The coding region runs from base 591 to 2639 and encodes 682 amino acids.